This is a messenger RNA of Rhipicephalus sanguineus (brown dog tick), 378 nucleotides long. Its product is annotated as beta-galactosidase-1-like protein 3. The record is from RefSeq and is a predicted model, not a curated record. Gene Ontology annotation, cellular component: vacuole. The coding region runs from base 1 to 378 and encodes 125 amino acids. Lineage: Eukaryota; Metazoa; Arthropoda; Arachnida; Ixodida; Ixodidae. The transcript is spliced from 2 exons. Gene Ontology annotation, biological process: carbohydrate metabolic process. Gene Ontology annotation, molecular function: beta-galactosidase activity.
AUGGAGAAAGUUCCUAUCAACAUGAACAGAGAUAUCAGCGAGAUUCUCCGCAUAACUCGGCCAGGCGGAAGCGGAACCACUCCCGGUUUCUUCCACGGGACAUUUACCCUGAAUGAAGGACAGGAACCCGCCGACACUUUUCUCCGCCCGUUAGGAUGGGUCAAGGGCUUCGCAUUUAUCAACGGUAUCAACAUUGGUCGCUACUGGCCAGUAACUGGACCGCAGGUGACGCUGUAUGUGCCGGGCGUGUACCUGAGACCUCACCCGGAAGAGAACCAGCUGCUACUCUUCGAGACCGAAGAUGCGCCAGCGAACCGUACAGUGAUGUUGGUGGACAAGCCCUUACUAGACGCACGUAUCCUUCGACCGAGACCCUGA